UUUUGGAUAAAAGUGUUUUUAUUUAAAGUAUGAAUUUCAUCACCCCUGGGCAGCACCGCAGUUGUACAGGACACAUUUAGCGCGACCAGUUAUCAAUACUCCGCCUUGAUAAAGAGAGCACAGACCGAAAAAAGACAGCGGGGCGGAAAUUACUUCAUUCGUUUGGCAGCGGGGCGGAAGUACGUCUCAUGUUUACAGCUGUGAAAACAAAACAAGCAGGAACUGCGACUGCAGCAUGAUGGAUGAGCUGGUGCACGACCUGGUGUCAGCCCUGGAGCAGACCUCCGAGCAGACCAAGCUAGAGGAGCUCUGGGAGGAGAUGGUUCUGAGUCCUCUGCAACAGCGCAGGCAGAUCCGACGGCGCCGGGGACGUAAACGCCGUUGUGACUCCUCUCUCCACCCCUUGGAGCACAGCCGUUGCCUCAGUGAGGCCUCCGAGUCCAGCCUGGACGAAGCAGCCAAGGACUGCCGGGAGAAUGCUGCCCCGGCGGCAACCCCCUCCGCCGCCAACUACAGCGACUCAGACGACAUGGUAAUGGCCAAGCGCUGGCCCUCCUGCUCCAGCAACAGCUACGCCAUCAAGACCAAGCAGCACUCCUGGCCUGAGUCAGACUCCUUCACAGAGAACACCCCGGGACGGCCACUCAGGAGGAGGCGGAAGGUCAAACGCAUGACCUCUGAUGUGACGGUCAGCCUGCAGCAGAAGUUGACGGUGUCAGGGGUGGAUGGCGAGCGGGGCGGAAACCACAGGUUGUCCAAAAAGCAGCGUCUGUCCAGGCUGAAGAAGGGCGCUGGAGGCUGGGUGGGAGUGGACAGGGAGGCUGAUGGAGUGGGCCUCAGGGCAGAGGAGUGCUGGAAGGAUAAGAUCCCAUUGGUCCUGGAGGCCAAGGAGCAACGAGAGGCUUCUGAUGAGAAUAUGUCUGAAGGUGAAACUAGCAGCAUAUGCAGCAGUGAUCCUGGCCUCUUCACUAACGAUGAGGGAAGACAAGGUGAUGAUGAGCAGAGUGACUGGUUCUUUGAGGGGGAGUGUGGAGCGGGGGGGAUGGGCAUUCCCAGCCUGCUGCCCAGCUGGGACCCAGAUACUCCUCCUGUCCUCGAAGUACCAGACUCAGCUCCACCCACCUUCCUACAGCCUGCACGGCCCACUCAGAGAGGUUACCAUGCCCGUCUGAACCGGUUGCCUGGCGUGGCUGCCCGCUGCAUCAGGAAAGGCCGGAGGAGGCUUCCCAGUAAGGACAACAGUAUGUCAGUGUCUAUGGAGAGAAUGAAGCAUUUCUCUCAGGACCCCUAUCAAUGGCUGCCUUCCAUUGGAAAAAGAGAUCGGAGCCAGUUCAACCCUCUGUGUCCGUUACCUGUUUAUCCCAUUGACAUGGUGCCAGACAGCUCCCAUCGGAGAUGCUCCUCUUCCAUCUGCAAAACCAGGCAGACUAACGUCCAUCUGGGACUGCUGUGCACAGGGGACAUCAAGAGGAGGAGGAAGACCACUGCUGUCUCUGUCACCACAACAUCAGCAUGCAUCCCCUUCCAUAAAGAUGACCUGGGAGAGGACACCUCCACCUCCUCCACCUCUCUGAGCAUGGAGUCUGCAGGCCCUGGGCCCUCCACGUCUGACAAGCAGGACUUCAUCAAGCCUGGGACUUUAUUCAGACCUAGCCCCCAGAGGGAGCAGGAGCAGGACUGAGGGGGAGAGAGGGAGAGAGCGAGAGAGAGGGAGAGCACGCCAUUGCUCUCUGAAUCAGCAUUGUGCUGCUGGAUCAAGUCUUUCCAUCUAGCAUUUAAAGGAUGAAUAAUGUUAAUGCAAUCAAGCCCAGUUAAUCACUCCGUAGCCAGCCAUUUCCUUGAAGAGCCUCCUCGUCUUGCUACUCCAGACUGCAGCACCAGCCAGGCACCGCCUCCUGUCUCUACAAUACACAGUCUGCAGGCCACCUGCCCAUUACUCAGGCCCAACAAUUAUGUCUUCUUUGAGUUGCCUGGCAUUUGUCAGCAGGGACACUGAAAUGAUGGUCAGGGAGGGUUGAGUGGUUGGGGGUCUGCUCUGCUGAAAGCCUGGGAGAAGUGGGACCAACAGGUCUGCUCUGCAGCGUAUGUAGCAGCUGACAGAUAGGAGAACAUCAGAAUGUUCUGCUACCUCAUGCUGGUACAAGGUUCAGAGAGGUGACCACCGAGAGAGAGCGGCACAAAGAACAGGUCUCCUAUUAGCAUGGAUUGGAAAAGCUACACUGGCUACAACGUCUCUCAUUAGCACAACAGAGAGGGGCUGUGGCUGCGCUCCUCGGAGGGGCCUCUUUGUUCUCUUCAGCUCACCUUCCUUAUUCAAAUUUCAUAACACAUUCAAGUUCAAGGCAAGUCGCACAAUCCGUUUUCAAAACACCGUUUUUUUUUGUGGAAAGCGGUUGUUUUGUGACUGACUGGGCUAAUGUUGAGAGUGUGUUGAAAGUCAGGUGGAGAGGGAUGGGGGAGCAGGAGAGGAGGGUAAAUAACAGUAAUCUCCACCGUGUUUUAAGUGGCACACAAAGAGGAACCCUGGUGUCUCUAGCUAGCUGUGAGGCUGGGCUGUGACUGUCUGCCCUGACAUUACCUGGCAUUCCCUGGCUGCCCGCCCACAGCAGAUAAAUGGGCAGUGCCAGGGGCACAGAGAGAUCAGUGUGGUAGCAUCAUGAUAGCAUACACUCACCAUCCAGUACAGGGCUCAGGAGUCCCUGCAUUAGAAGGCAGAGGGUUUACUCCUGGAUGGCAGUGAGAUCAGUGAUAAUGAAUAACUGUAAGAGAAUGAGAGGACAGCUUUCCCUACUGACUCCGCUCCCUCAGUGGUUUUAUAUCACACGGCCCAGUCACAUGAGCCCAGUCACACUCACUCUAACCAACAUUGUGCAAGCUCUUCAGAGAUGAGACAAGGUAGUUAGUUAUGUGGAACAUUUUAUUUUUAUGCAAAGGAAUCAAGUGAUACAUUGAUUUAUCAGUGGUAUGAUUUAGGAAACCGCUCUUUAUGAACUAUAUUUGGCUAGAUAACUAUGUCACUAAUGCAGUAUGAUUAUAAUCUUGGAUCAUUUUCAUUGGUCAUUGUGCACAGUAAAUACAUAGCUAUUUUUCAAAGCUUUAGAAACAAUAUUUAAAAAAUAUUAGGUGCAGAUAACACUUCUGUGGAAUAGUCACAGUUUUAUAAAUUAGUGUGAGAUAUAGAUCUGCAGUGAUCCUUUUGAGAAGGUGCUUAGCUGACGUUUUAGAAAUGCUGUGUGUGUAUACUCAUCUAAAUGGAUGCCUCUCCCAAGACAUCCUGCUACAGGAAUCUGUCAGUCUGCAGACAGACAGAAAUAACCUCCACCCUCAGACCGCCAGCGCCAUCCUGAAGAGAACACAUCAGUGGGUACCUGAACACAAGAGAGGCUACUCAGCUUCUCAAGGAACCAUAGCACUGUUGGAUAAGAAUAUUACAUGUCAUACAAAAAUAUGCUAAUGUUAAAGGAUAUUGUGAGUCAGAGCUUUUGCUAGAUCAGCUCUGUUUUAACAAGUGCUUGGUCUUUCCUGGAGAGGUCCCUUUCCCUAAUGCCUUAUCCGUCACUCUGUGUUUUGGUGCCAAAGAAAUUGACAGAUAGGAAGGAAUGUUCAGAUCAAGUUUCGUCAAUUGCAGGGGGAAUGCCUUACCUGGCUUCCUCCAUAGUAAUUCGUGUUCACCAUGAUGUGAUGUCUCAGCCAGCCCCCCUCCAAAAUGAAUUUCCAAUGGCCAUGCAGACAGGAAGUGGGGAGAGAGAGCGUUACGUGCACCCAGUCAAUUGCCCUGUUACAGUUAAGGAAUCCAGCGGGCUGGUACCACUCAUAUUUCAUCCUGGGUAAAGAUUACCUGUCAGGCCCACGGGAGAUGUAUUGAUCUGUUUUCCUUUUUCCGGCAGCAAUCACCUGACAAAGGCACCUAGGAGGCGAGUGAAUGAGUGAUGCCCAGUCCGUCUCCUCCAGUGGGAGGCUUCCAGGCCGUGUCCACUGAACAGGGGAUGGGACGGGAUGGGGGGAUGAGGAGACAUAAUGUAGUCAGAAACUCUGCAUGAACCUACUCUCUGAACAAGCAGGGAAGGCUCAUUCCUCCAUCCCUGUAGGUCAGAGGUCAUUUGUGAACACGCGGUUUGGGCCGCUUUUUUAUUUUAAUAUUUUUUUUGUUAUGAAUUGUAUUUGUAGAUGGUAGAUGGCAGAAACACAGAUACAGCAUGUGUUGAUUGCUAACACAUCUGUGGUAUCUGGUUACCGCAGUUCACAGUCCCUGCUGACAAAUGUAGAUGUUGUGGGUCACAAUGGUUGGCUCUGGUGAAAUAACCUCUGUCAAUGACAUCAGUGAUCCAGUCAGUCAAUAGGAAGUGUUCUAUUGAGAGGUGAUCUGUUAAAGAUGAGAAAACAACUGUAUAUUUUGUUUCUGUAUGUCUGGGCACUCUUAUCCAUAAGUUCCAAGCACUCUGUUCACAGGAUCUCCUGAGUUAGUGAUGAUGGUACUGCACUAUCAAGGGUCAAUACUAUUGUACAUUAUCCGUCCUGUAUUUCUUGGCUGCUUGAAUAGACUGAUAUUUUUUGCAUGGAUUGUCAGAAUGUUGAUAUACUCUAUGAAACCUUAAACAUAAACAUAGUGUUCAUUACAUUGCACUCAUAUUGUAUGAUAUAAAAUACGAAAGGUCCAUCCAUAGAUGUAGAUCCUGGUAUAUAGAUAUGCAUUUAUUAUGGCAUCUUCAUGACUUCUAAGUGCUAGAUAUACCGUGAUAGACAGAAUGACAAAACUGUCUUGAUUAUAUUUGUAGUUUUAUUACAAGGAUUUUAAACUAUUGUCGUAGGCAGCUAUCCCAUAUGACUAAUAGCAUCUUAUCUUGUAAGCUGUUAUGUUUAUAUUUGCGUAAUUGCUUUGCAAAUGAUCUAAGGAGGAUUAUUUUUAUUCUGUCCUUAGAAAGCCUGCACUGUGUGUUUGUCGUUCUGUUGAUGUCAGAAAUACAUUACAGUAUUUAUGUAGUUGCUAGAUAAACUUAAUAUAGUAUACAGUAUUUAUGCCCAACUUUCCAUACCAUGAUUUCAUUUAAUGUUAAAUUAACAUUAGGAAAGUUAAACAAAUUAGUACAUUAUGAAUCAUUAAUCAUAUACGCAUGUGUAUUUUUAUCACUGUGUGUCUUCAAUACUCAAUGUCCAUGCCUUUCAAAUAUAUUUAUCCCAAAGGCUGUAA
Molecule: messenger RNA, 5188 nt
Organism: Oncorhynchus tshawytscha (Chinook salmon)
Lineage: Eukaryota; Metazoa; Chordata; Actinopteri; Salmoniformes; Salmonidae
Product: G patch domain-containing protein 2-like
Exons: 9
Coding region: 236-1681 (481 amino acids)
Source: RefSeq, a predicted model, not a curated record